This is a messenger RNA of Exaiptasia diaphana, 2000 nucleotides long. RefSeq names its product BAG family molecular chaperone regulator 3-like. Gene Ontology annotation, biological process: protein stabilization. Gene Ontology annotation, cellular component: nucleus; membrane; cytosol. The transcript has a single exon. The coding region runs from base 1 to 1167 and encodes 388 amino acids. The record is from RefSeq and is a predicted model, not a curated record. Lineage: Eukaryota; Metazoa; Cnidaria; Anthozoa; Actiniaria; Aiptasiidae. Gene Ontology annotation, molecular function: adenyl-nucleotide exchange factor activity; protein-folding chaperone binding.
AUGAGCCGCGAAAUUCCAAUAGUUGUGGACCCGGGUUACGAAGCUAGCUUCAGGAAUAAAAGAAGAGGAUCCGACUCAACUGACAGCGCGUCAAACAUCCACCAAGUUCCUGAGGAUAUACCACGUAACGAGGGAAAAAAUCUAUUCGUUGACAGAAGUUUUCAAAGACGGCAUUCCGAAGACCCGAAUACAGCAUCUUGUAAAACGAAUUAUUAUCGAUCACCUAGCUUCGAAGAGGGSAAUGGUGAACGGCUUAGGAGAAGAGGGUCUGCACCUGUCUACUGGAAUAUCCCACAUGGAGGACGGGACAGGUUUGCAGAGAUCGUCGAGCGAUUUAUGAAUGCUAAUGACGAAGAGUUGCUGUCAGGUCUUAUGGAGGAAAAUUUGGAACCAUUCGAUGUAGAGGAGAUACACGAGGAGAGUUCUGGUCCUGAGGGUACGACAACAAGACACGAAGUCCAAUGUUGCCCAUCAGCACCUGUGGCUGGUGCACAGGCUGCACACGGUUUAGAUCGGCCGUUUGACAUCAGCUCAAGGAAAGACAAUGCAUGCAUUCAAAUCCCUGUGCAAGUAUGCACAAGUAAGGAGAAUAGCAGAAACGAAGAGAAGCAACAUGAAAAAACAGAGAAAAUUCCUGGAGAAGAAUCGAGCAACAUCGUGAAAAAGGCAACCGACUCAGARACAAAGGAUGAAGCAAUUCAAACAAAUGGAAAUCUUGAAGUGAAAAUAUCAUURGGUGCAACAACUGAAUGCUGCCAUGAAACAGGUCAAAGCAAAGCUGAAAAUAGCAAYGAUAAUGAAUCCUCAACUGCGGAAACAGAACAAAGUSGAGAAAAAAACAAUGCGUACCCGACUUCUAACGACCAAAGCACAGCACAAGAAGAACAAGCUAAUGCAGAAACUGCAGACAAAGCAAAAUUGUUUCACAUCAAAGAAAUAGAAAAUAAACUAAAACAAACGCAUGAAGAAGUAACGGCCUUCAAAGGAACCAAUGGUAAAGAGUAUUUGGUGUUAGAAGAGCUCUUAAUGAAAUCACUGAUGUCUCUGGAUGCAGUGGAAGCAAAUGGUAACACUAUUGUCAGAGAAGCAAGAAAGGCCGUUGUCAUGCGUGUACAAGAAGAUCUCAAAGAACUUGAGAAGAAACGGUUUCAACUAAAUCAAAAAUAGACACGCACGGAGAGAUUAUUCAAUUGAAUCAAAAAAGUGAAAUGGGACAUGUACGUACUUUGUAGUCACUAAGCGUACUUACAGGCUUAUUCGUAGUGAUGAUAGUUUUUUACGUUUAUAUUUCUUUUACUUUUGAGCUCUUAGUCUUAGUUGAGCAUAUUUGGUCAUUAUACGACAUUACAUAUAAACGAACGACGCAUUCCUAACAGURCUCUGAUAUUAUCUACACAUAAGGAGUUAUGUCCUUCUGAUCAAAAGURUUGGAAAAUGAAGAAGCAGUUCUCAAUGGCAUAUGUUAUUUUCAACUUAAAAUACGAACACAUAGAUAAAUAAAUAGUCCGCGAAAAUGUACCAUUUAAAUACGCAAAAAAAACUUGAAGAUACAAAUAUUUCUGUUAAUUAACAUGCCAAGGGUAAAAGGAGUGAUUAUAUUAUGAUUGAUUCAUCAGAGUUGGAAUAUUAUCAACGUGAAACGAAAAUCAGGGGCUACUCGAGCAUUUAAACAUAAUGUUAGUUGAGACCAACUCGAAAAYUAGGAGCGAAACAGGAAAUAUGAAACAAGGAAUAUGUAAUGUAAAAACGAGUAAACCUUUUUAUUGAUAGAAGAAAGAAAGAGUUCAUUAUAAAACGUGCAGGAAAGACCACAUCCAUGCAUCUGAUAAUCAAGUCCGUGUACGCUCUCUUAGAGCGUCAAGGUUUUUGUCAAUGUUAUGUUAAGAUGGGACCCUGUAAUAGGUUGUUUCGACAAUACCUCUCAUUUCCAUUUAUCAAUUUUUAACCCAAUGGUACAUAUUUAUAUACCUCAAUGCAUCUAUAUACGUCAAGAAUGUUUU